Zasmidium cellare ATCC 36951 is the source of this 1842-nucleotide messenger RNA. RefSeq names its product glycosyltransferase family 22 protein. The transcript has 2 exons. Gene Ontology annotation, cellular component: endoplasmic reticulum membrane. The record is from RefSeq and is a predicted model, not a curated record. The coding region runs from base 1 to 1842 and encodes 613 amino acids. Gene Ontology annotation, molecular function: alpha-1,2-mannosyltransferase activity. Gene Ontology annotation, biological process: GPI anchor biosynthetic process. Lineage: Eukaryota; Fungi; Ascomycota; Dothideomycetes; Mycosphaerellales; Mycosphaerellaceae.
AUGGCGACCAAAAACACCACAACCCCAAAGCCAACCUCGCCAUCCCAACCGCCAUGGGCAUCCCAUCUCGCCAUCUUCCUCGGCCUCUUAAUCUUCCGCAUCGUCAACGCCCACUUCGUACAGACCUUCUUCCAACCAGAUGAAUACUUCCAAGCCCUCGAGCCGGCGUGGCAAAUGGCUUUUGGGCCGGAGAGUGGCGCUUGGAUCACUUGGGAAUGGCGAGAGCGUCUGAGGACGUCGGUGCAUCCGAUGUUGUUUGCGGCGGCGUACAGGGCCGCGGACCACAUUUGCCGAUUUCUCCAAGUCAGUCCAUACGUUCGAGCGAACGCCUUGGGAGCUGCACCACGGAUCUUGCAGGCCUUCUUCGCCGCUUCGAUGGACUACAUGACCUGGCAAGUGGGCGCCAAAGUAUAUGGACGAGGCCAUGCGGCGUCUUACGCCACACUCUUCUUGACAAUCACAAGCCCCUGGCAAUGGUUCUGCUCCGUCCGGACGUUCUCGAACUCACUAGAGGCGACAUUGACAGCUGCCUCGCUAUACUACUUUCCCUGGACAUGGUUUUUGCAACCGGAUAAGGAGGAUAAGAAGCCGUUGUCACUUGCUGGACUUGCGACUUUCACGUUCGACAACAUUGAUUUGCAUACGAUCAGGUACAUGGUGUCCGUUGUGCCUGCUGGACUGUAUCCUGCGCUGGCGGCCGCUGCUAUGGCGUUUUACAUCCGGCCGACGAAUGUUAUAAUCUGGGUUGCGAUCAGUGCUGGAUUGGUGGGAUGUAAUCGAAACUAUCGCAAAGCUGGAAUGCUGGUUUCUGCAGCUGCAAUUGUGGGUGUUUCUGUCGUUGUAGUGUUUGCUUGCGCGGAUUACUUCUACUAUGGCGACUGGACUUUUCCGCCUUUCAGAUUCUUGUACUUGAACCUGAUCCAGUCGCUGGCUGUGUUCUACGGCAGAAACAGGAUCGACUACUACUUCACCGAGGGACUACCGUUGCUACUCACUACAGCACUACCGUUCGCUGGCUUGGGCGUUUGGCAGAGCUUGCGAUCGGAAUAUAUCGCCACCACUAAAGAGUACGUGGAGCGGCAGACGAGAUUUGUUUUCGCACUCGCUGCGACAGUCACAGUCCUGACAUUCUCAGCAAUUGCACACAAGGAGAUGCGCUUCGUCUACCCUUUGCUACCGAUGCUGCUCGUUCUCGCAGCAGGACCUCUCGCUGCGUUCUUACAUCCUUUCCCGAUUCCGAGGUCGAAGCUCCGACAAUUGGUCUUGACGCUCAUGCUCACGUCCAACAUAUACAUCGCAGGCUAUGUCAGUACAACACAUCAGCGGGGUGUCAUCGAUGUCAUGCACUUCUUGCGACACAGGCAAGAGCCGUGGCUUGAUGCUGCAGCGGAGGACGGUCUGGCUCCGGUCAUGAGUCCCAACGUCAUUGUCGGCUUCCUGAUGCCAUGUCAUAGCACACCUUGGCGAAGCCACUUUUUCUACCCUGAGAUCGAGGCAUGGGCACUCACUUGCGAACCGCCAAUCAAUAUGAAUGCAGAAGAGCGAGAGUCGUAUCUGGACGAAGCGGAUGUGUUCUACGACGACCCCACACUCUGGCUCGAGUCGAAUAUGGUGGAUAUGAGAUGGGUCUCCGCGGAUCAAGACGCAGAUGAACAGCGGCUUGAAGGUUCUGGACUGCGUGAAUGGCCGCAGUAUUUGGUGUUCUUCGAGCAGCUGGAGCCGUCGCUGAAAGCUAUACUGGCCAACACUAGAUACAAGGAGUGUCGCAGAUUCUUCAACACGCACUGGAUCGAUGACUGGAGGAGGAAAGGAGACGUGGUGGUGUGGUGUCAGCGGAGAUGA